Messenger RNA from Asparagus officinalis (garden asparagus), 922 nucleotides. RefSeq names its product protein LURP-one-related 6-like. Bases 136 to 732 code for a protein of 198 amino acids. Lineage: Eukaryota; Viridiplantae; Streptophyta; Magnoliopsida; Asparagales; Asparagaceae. The record is from RefSeq and is a predicted model, not a curated record. The transcript has 2 exons.
CCAAAACUUUCACAACACUAGAAUCAUUAGCAACAUGAAAUAUGAAUCGUCCACAUGCACUCUAUAAAUUCCACUCUUUCAAUACGUACAAGUUAAUUAUUGGUGUCUUCGAUUCUAUAUGCAGUCAUAGGAACAAUGAGUCUCAUUCCGAUAGUUAGCAAGGCCUUUUGUGCACCUACACAAACUGCACUAACCAUAAGGAAGAGGCCCAGGGUCGUCAACGGAGGCGGGUUCGUCGUCCUGAAUCCUCAGCAAAACGUUGUUUUCUCGGUCCACGGUUGCGGAAUCCUUGGUGUCAACGGAGAGUUGGUAGUAAAAGACGGCGGUGGGGCAUCGAUACUCUUCAUUCGUAAAAAGGGAGGCCUGGUCCAAGCUUUGAGCGCCUGCAGCGAGCGAUGGAGGGGGUAUCUCAUGGAGUUUGGCAGACCAAACAAGCCCUUGUUUAGCUUGAGAGAUCCGAAGUCGUGCUUUGCGAUGAAGAGUGCCAUAAGGAUUUCUGUAGACAGAAAAGAUUAUAGCAAUGGUUGGGAUUUUGAGGUGAAGGGGUGUUUUCUUGAGAAGAAUUGUACCAUCAAUGAUCGUCGAGGGAACAUAGUGGCUAAGGUGGGGGUGAAGGUGAAAGCAAGUGAAGAUCUCUACCAUGUUAAUGUACAGCCAGGUUAUGAUCAGGCCUUUGUCAUUGGUGUUAUUGCAGUUCUUGAUAAUAUAUAUGGGGAGUCCACAAGGUGUUGAUGAGAGCCAAUUAACCAACCAAAAAAAAUAUGGUCAGCUUGAUUUAGUCCAUGUCAUGGAGAUUGAAGAUGUUCAUGGGCUCAUCUUUAUUUAUUAAUUUGUAGAAAUUUGUUAUGUUCUGUUUUUUUUAUGUAUUCUUUCAUCCUUGCGCUCAGUAUAUAGAUAAAGGUAGCGUUUCUUGUGCUGCUCA